Molecule: messenger RNA, 2088 nt
Organism: Misgurnus anguillicaudatus (oriental weatherfish)
Lineage: Eukaryota; Metazoa; Chordata; Actinopteri; Cypriniformes; Cobitidae
Product: G-protein coupled receptor 20
Biological process (GO): phospholipase C-activating G protein-coupled receptor signaling pathway; positive regulation of Rho protein signal transduction
Cellular component (GO): plasma membrane
Molecular function (GO): G protein-coupled receptor activity
Source: RefSeq, a predicted model, not a curated record
GGAUGUGAGCGCUCAUCGCAGCAGCUGAGAAAGAUAAAUGAGAUUUUAUCAGAUCAUAGAUUUAAUCUUUUCAUCAUGAGUCGUGGACAUUACAAGUGUCUGAGAGUUUAUCUGAUUUAAAAACAAAUCUUUACUACACAUCCACCUUGAGUCGUUCAGUAUUGGAGUCAUGGGAACGUCCCACAGAGAGCAUCUUAACAUCACCGCUGAUUGUCCAGUAAAUGUCAGCGGUCAUCUCAUGGGGACGUCUUAUCUAAAGAAACUCUCUCAUCUGGAUGAAGAUUUAUAUCACAACUUUUACAGUCUGUGGAUCACACUGAUUGUGGUCAACACGUUAAUGUUUGUGGUCGGUGUGGUUCUCAAUAGUCUGGCCCUCUAUGUCUUCUGUCAUUGUAGUCGCUCUCGCACGACUCCCGCCAUCUACACCAUAAACCUGGCGGUAGCCGACCUGCUGGUGGCGCUGUCUCUCCCGGCCCGCAUCGCUCUCUACUACAGCAGCGGUGACUGCGUGGCCUGUUUCUACGUCCACACCUUCAGCUAUUUUGUAAAUAUGUACUGCAGCAUCUUAUUUCUCACAAGCAUCUGUGUCGACCGCUACGUGGCAGUCGUGCGGCCGCCGGGAACCGCGGGUCGCUGGCGAAGCCCUGCCGUAGCUAAAGGUGUAAGCGUGUGCGUGUGGCUGUUUGCCGUGGUGGUUACCUACUCUCUUCAAAUCUCCGCUCUUGAGUUACACAGCAUGUCUUGUCAUCGUCUCACUGUGAUCUUCACCCUCACCCUGCUGGAGUUCGUAUUACCGCUCCUGGUCAUCAUAGCGUUCACCGUACGUGCGGCAUGCGCGCUGGCAGACGGCAGGUUGAUGGCACAGAGCCGUGGAUGCCGCGCCCGGGCCGUCAGGCUGCUCGUAGCCGUGCUGGUUGUGUUCACCGUGUGUUUUACGCCGUAUCACAUUCGUGAAGCUGUGGUUUAUUUCCAGCUAGGUGGCAGCAGAGAGCAGCACGUGGUGGCGUAUCAUACCACCAUCACCCUCAGCAGUUUAAAUAGCUGCCUUGAUCCCGUGGUCUACUGCUUUGUGCCGGAUAGCUUUCGGUCCGCCCUACGCAGGGAACGGAGGAUGAGAUUGUUGGAGCACCCGGAGCGGAGCUCUGUAGUCAAUGCUAGCAGAAGUCUGGGAGAUGUAGGAACGCCAGUGACCAUUGGGUACAGCGUGGCUAUAUUGACACACAACACACUUCCAUCCAUUGAGAGACAUCCCUGCCCGAAAACAACACAGACAGACAACAGUGAAUAUCAAACACUUAACAAAGAUAUCUCUCCAAACUGAAACUUCAGAGAGAGGGAGUGGAAUGCUUUCAUAUAAAAUAAUAAUGAUGUCUCCGUCUAUAAACAGACUAUAAAAAACACAUUUCCAGCGAUGGGAUGUUUGUCGAUCCACUGAGCAAUAAAAUGCUGUGUGACGUGACAGAUCUUUCUGAUUCUGCCGAAUGAGAGAUGUUCCUGUAGCUCAAUGGUAUUGCAUUAGCAGUGCAAAAGCGUUUGGGUUCAAUCCCAGUUAACACACAUAAAUGUGUAGCUUGAAUGCACUGUAAAGUACUUUGCAUAAAAGCGUCUGCAAUGCAUACCGUGUGAAUGUUUUGGGUCAACAUUUCAAUCAACCAAUCAGAUUCGAGGGAUAAGUUUACAAUGAAUUUGACUUUUAGGAUUACAACCAGAGUAAGGUGUUUCUCCCUCAUCACAUUUACAUUACAUGUAUGCAUUUAGCAGAUGCUUUUAUCCAAAAUGAUUUAUAGGGCAUUACAAAAAAAAUACACUUCUCUGGGCAAAAUAUAUUUUAAAUAUAUGUUAAAUACAUUUUGUAGAAAGUGAAGCUUAAUUAAAUAUAUUUUUGGAAUCAAAAAUAUAUUUUGUUUAAACCUUAAUAUAUUAACAUAUAUUUCAAAAUGCAUUUCAUAAGCAACAAAUACAUUUCUAUUUAUACAACCCAUACGACAAAUCCUGGCCAAAAUAUAUAAGUUUGUACAAAAUGUAUACGUAGGUAUAAAAUAUAAAUUAUAUAUCAAGUACAUUUUUCCUGUUGAAAAUAGUUUACAG